Messenger RNA from Haliotis rufescens (red abalone), 2939 nucleotides. Its product is annotated as E3 ubiquitin-protein ligase TRIM9-like. The transcript has 3 exons. The record is from RefSeq and is a predicted model, not a curated record. Bases 365 to 1999 code for a protein of 544 amino acids. Gene Ontology annotation, biological process: positive regulation of DNA-templated transcription. Lineage: Eukaryota; Metazoa; Mollusca; Gastropoda; Lepetellida; Haliotidae. Gene Ontology annotation, molecular function: zinc ion binding; ubiquitin-protein transferase activity. Gene Ontology annotation, cellular component: nucleoplasm; chromatin.
CGACUCACGUCACAUGACACACGCAAGGACAUACCACAGGGUGUGAGACGCCCUCAGAGAGUUAGAUUCACGCUGCAAAUAUCGGUUGUGUCCAUUCCAGAUGGCGACAGCAAAGAAAUUGACGGACAACCAUCUAACCUGUGUCAUCUGUACAGAGGUGUUCACAGACCCUGCCACACUUCAGUGAAGUCACACAUUCUGUAAGUCGUGUCUGCUGAAAUACACCAAAACACAGCCUAAAGCAAUACAAGACAAGACCAUCCUAUGUCCCUCCUGUAGACAGCUGACGAGGGUGACCAACCCUGACAGUCCAGUAGAGGAGUGGGUCAGUCAGCUGAAACCAAGUCACGUGAUACAGGGGCUGAUGGACGACUUUGGUCCAGAGACAGAAGCCCCCGAGAUUAAAGAAUGCAGUGUCUGCAAGAACCAACAAAGACAGACUCCGGCAACAUCAUGGUGCUUCUCUUGUGUUUCAGCCUUCUGUGGUGGGUGCCUGACCAUGCAUGGAGCGAUGCCGUUAUCACGUGACCAUGAAGUAGUCGUUUUAUCUGAGUCCACCAAAUACAAAAUGGUACCAAAACGUCCAUUCAUGUGCAAACUACACGUCAGCAAACGGAUCGAGCUCUUCUGUAAAGACUGCAAGGUUGCAAUAUGUACGAUAUGCUGUAGUAUAAAUCACAGGAAAUGUCACGACGUUGACACCAUUGAGAACAUGACCCCGCAAGUCAAGAAACAGCUAACCAAACAGAACCAGGAACUAAAUGUCAGAAUUGGAAAUACUGAACAUGGUAUAUCUGUCAGGAGAAGGCAUGUUGACGACUUCAGAAACACGGUAGAAGAAGUUAAAAGUCAAAUCAGAAGUGCACGAGCGAAGGUGGUGGCGAUUAUUGUGAAGAAAGAAAAACAACUUUUAGACGAUGUUGAUCAGUCUUCUACCACGCAAUUACAACAAAUUCAAGCGGAUAUAAAAUCCCAGGAGAUUGAACUACAGAAGUACCAGCAGCAGUAUAAGUUCACAGCCAAUGCUGUGACGUCCAACUGUGAGAUGGACAUGUAUGCUGUCUAUGAGUCGGUGGAUGAGGCGUCUCCAGACAACAGAGACACGGACAACACACCAGGAAGAGUUGUAUUCACACACGACAUAGACAAGCUGAGUAAAGCUGUUCAUGAACUACAGCUGGGAGAGGUUAAACUCGUCCACGACGUGUGUGACCGUGAAUCUACCCCUACUCUGCAUCAAGUUAUUGACUGUAAGACAGAGGAUGACCCGAUAUAUUCCGUUCUCCGUGACGUGUCAGUGUUAACUGUCGAUGGUGUACACGUUGUUGUGGUUACAGAUUUAGGAAAGGAGAGACUUAACACAUAUUACACACACGCCAUGCAUAGUCCCAAAUACAUACAGCUUUCUAACGGACCUUCGCACAUAACACAGUUAGCAAACUGUCGGGUAGCUGUUAGUGUUCCAGCCAGUAUGGAAAUAGUUAUUGUGAAGGUUUACCCAGAGCCUGUAUUACUGUCAACUAUCAAAACAAGCAACAAAUACUACGGUCUAGCCUAUCUGAGCCCUUCAUUGUUAGUGGCUGGUGGAAUAAGGAGGACUGACAUACUGGACAUGACAGGGAAGGUGCUCAAAUCUAUCAAGACUGGCCUGGUAUCUAGUCCUGACUAUAUUCAUGUCACCAGCAAUCGAAACCUGAUAGUCAGUGAAAGACUAGAACAAUCCCUUGUAUGUGUGACCAGUGAAGGAGACGAUAUUUUCACCUACACUCCCACAGGGGACAGAGCUCUGAACUAUCCUCAAGGUAUCACCACAACCAGCACAGGAGACAUCCUGCUUGUAGACAGAUACAGGGUGAUUCAGCUGACAGAGUCGGGGCAGUUUGUCAGAGAUGUUCUCACAGCACAGGAUGGUGUUGAUUACCCUCACGGAAUAUGUCUGGACAGAGACGGCCUGUUGUACGUAACAUGUGUGAACUGUGUAAAAAUAUUCAAAUUUUAAAUAUAUUAAUUUUGACUGAGUCACUUAAUGAGUGAGUAUGGUUUUAUGCCGCCUUGAGCAAUAUUCCAGCGAUAUCACGGAAGGGGGACACCAGAAAAUAGCUCCACACUAUUAACCCAUGUGAGAAUCGAACCCAGGUCUUCGGAAUGACAAGCUUACACUCAAACCACUGGGCUACCCCCUUGUCCUUGAAGUGUUUUAUUAAUUUUGUGAGUUGUUUUGGAAUAGUCCUUAUCAGAAGAAUACUGUGUUAUAAUGAAGUUUAAAAUUUGUUUUUGUGUAGUGAUGGAUGUUAUGGUGUUAAUAUAUUUGAAAUGUAAUAUAGUAUUAAUGGAAAACUGUGAGAUAUGUCCUGAUGUCGCUUCUGGAGGGGUAAUGUGUCCCAGUAGUCUCAAUAAGAUGCACCACGACCCCUUCUCAAGGGAUAGAGGGUCACCCGGAGAGCGGAAGGUUCAGGAUUCGAUCCCCGGCCACUCCAUACCAAAAGACGUUAAAAUAUGGUACUUGUUGUUACCCUGCUGAUGCUCGGAAUUAAGGGCUAAAGCAAAGACUGGUCGAAUUGGAGUCAGUAUACUGUGUCUGAGUAGGUUAAUCGUGUUAAACUGUGAUAUAUCAGAGGGCUAGCACAUUAAAAUCGGCAUUAGUCCGGACAAGUACAAUCAACCACUCACACACUAACACUAACACUAAUGCGCGUCUAUGCACGUCGCUAUGUAGGUGCAAUUGCCUUCAACGCGGCGUCAAACCCCUUUUCACCACACCUCACCUCACCUCAUAUAGACAGUUACUUAUUUCCAAAUAUACAGACCAACGGGCAUCCUUAUAUCCGUCGAGCACACACAACAUUCCAUUUGUAAUGUCAUGUCUUGGGAUGUGUGUGUUUAAAGAUACGCUCGUGUAAUCAGGUGCAACUGUGUGUGCGUGGGGGUGUGGAUGUGAG